GUCUUCAAUCCAGGUCCUCUCUCGUCGAGAGGCUAAGGUUCAGCGUGCGGGUGGGUAAACUGCUCGGCGUAGCCCCCCAACCCAUCAUCACAAUCGAAAAUACUUAUGUAAAUAUUUUGCAGAAUAUUGUAAUAAUGCAUCCCCGGCUAGCAGACAACGGGGAGGUCCGCUCUUUCACAAACUGAACGCGGGGAAAGCAUAUUUCUCCCAGCACAAGCCAGUCAACAAACCAGGUCCAUCUGACGGUGAGCCCUUGCUUUAACGGCGUUUCUGGCCGUUGUUGCAAUUCCUUCACAACGACGAACGUCGUAAGAUACCUUCUGGGCCUACACUGAAUUGACAGGACCAUUGUAACUAAAAGCACACACACCACUCAUCCACAACAACAAUGGGUGCAUUUUUGGACAAGCCAAAGAUGGAGAAGCAGAACGCGCGGGGCGACGGGAACGGCCUGCGCUACGGUCUGAGCAGCAUGCAGGGCUGGCGGGUGGAGAUGGAGGACGCGCACACGGCCGUCAUCGGCCUGCCACACGGCCUCUCGCCCUGGUCCUUCUUCGCCGUGUACGACGGGCACGCCGGCUCGCAGGUGGCACGCUACUGCUGCGAACACCUGCUGGAGCACAUCACCAGCAACCCCGACUUCCAGGGCACCGCCGAGCUCCCACCCGAGCCGCAGCCGCAGCAGCAGUCAGAUAACGCUAGUAGUGGAGAGCCGUCCAAGGAGGAGCAGGAGCAGGAGCAGGAGGAGGAAGCCUCGGCGGGGGAGGCGGGAGACGUGCCCAGCGUGGACCAGGUGAAGAUGGGCAUCCGCACUGGCUUCCUGCAGAUCGACGAGCACAUGCGGCAGAUCUCAGAGAACCGCAAGGGCGGCGGCGGCGCCACGGACCGCAGUGGCUCGACGGCGGUUUGCGCCAUGGUGUCGCCGACGCACGUCUACUUCAUCAACUGCGGCGACUCCCGGGGCCUGCUGAGCCGCGCCGGCGACGUGCACUUCUUCACGCAGGACCACAAGCCCAGCAACCCGGCGGAGAAGGAACGCAUCCAGAACGCCGGCGGCUCCGUCAUGAUCCAGCGGGUCAACGGCUCGCUGGCCGUCUCGCGGGCCCUGGGCGACUUUGACUACAAGUGUGUGCAUGGCAAGGGGCCUACGGAGCAGCUUGUGUCUCCCGAGCCAGAGGUGUGCGCCAUCGAGCGCUCGGUGCCCCACGACGAGUUCAUCGUGCUGGCCUGCGACGGCAUCUGGGAUGUCAUGGCCAACGAAGAGCUGUGCAACUUUGUGCGCUCCCGGCUGGAGGUCACCGACGACUUGGAGAGGGUCUGCAAUGAAAUUGUCGACACCUGUCUGUACAAGGGGAGCCGGGACAACAUGAGUGUGGUGCUAGUGACUUUUGAGGGGGCACCCAAGGUGACCGCUGAGGCCGUGAAGAGGGAACAGGAGCUGGAUAAGUACCUGGAGAGCCGAGUAGAGGAGAUCCUGAAGCAGAAUGGUGAAGAGGGUGUCCCUGACAUGGUGCAUGUGAUGCGGACAUUAGCAUCAGAGAACAUCCCAAACCUACCGCCGGGCGGGGAGCUCGCCAGCAAACGAAGCGUUAUUGAAGCAGUAUACAACAAACUCAACCCCUUCAGAAACGAGGACACAGACUCAGCCUCCACAGAAGACAUGUGGUGAUCCCCCACCUCCUCCCAGCCCUCCUAAUAUACCCACCCAGCUCCCCACCUUCUGCUCUCCACACAACGCCUGCAUCGUUAAAAGAAGGGAAACAAGGAAGUGGAGGUGCUGGAGGAGGAGGAGGAGGAGGAGGAGGCGACGAAAAAGGCACCCCGCCCGCAGCACCCUAAAUGGACACCCGCCCUCCCGACCUCCUUGGUUUCUCCCCCGGGAUCUCAUCUCUUCUCUCCUCUCCGGACUCGUCCAUCGGGUUUCAGUCCUUCAGUCCUUCAGUCCUUCAUAGACUUUUUGAGGGGGCAGGGGGUGGGGGGGACGACACAUCUUACAAGGAAUAUCUCCCCCGGCCCGUACCCCCUCCUCCUCGUCCUCUCGUUCUCCCUCGACGAUCCCCUCAACUCUACAAAAUCAGCUGUUCCCCAGACCUUUCUACCACUGGUGUAAAAACGGCAUGCCUUGUAAUGGCUCCUCAGCACCUUCAGCUCCCCUUCCCCCCCCCGAGUCCGUCAUAUACCAGCCGCUUCCCUGCCCCUCCUGCCCUGCCCUGCCCUGCCCCUCCCAGCAACCCCUGCAAAGGUCUCCGUGUGCAAAGGCCUCCCACAGAGCCAUCUAAUAACAGAGUUGCGCAAACCGGGGACCAGGAAGUCGGUUGGUGAUGUGAUUCGUGUAGAUUAAAAUGUUUCUUAACAGUAAACUUCUGUUCGUUGGAAACUAACACAGAACCAUCACAUACCAAACAAAGAUUAAGUACAAACAAAUUACAUUACCUUUACCACAUUUUCUGUGUUCUACGGCCACCUCCUGGAACUAAGUAACUUCUAAUAGAACUAAAGUCAAUGGGGAUUUCCAUGUUAACGCUCUGUGAGGCUCCAUGAGAGCCGCCAUUGCUGUGGAAAGAUUGGUCCAUAGAGGUCUAUGGGAGUGGCGUAACUCUGAUAUUAGAUGGCUCUGGCCUCCCACCGCAUCAUUUCCUGCAUCCCGACAUUUUUAUCAACCAGCCAACGACCAUCCCUCCAACCAACCGUUCCAUUGCACUCUGCCCUCUAAACCCUGAAUCCUUACCAUAUUGCUUGUCAAAACCAGUUGGUUAAAACAUUUUUUUUAAACUUUGAUUCAGUUUGUUCCACUUUUUUUUCUUCUCUUUUUUGUUUGUUUGUGGUGUACAGUUGUCUAGUACAAACGUGAAGUCUGUAUCAAAUGCAGCUAUAGUGGUGGGUUACGAAAAUAAAAAAAAACGUACAAAUUGGCUGCCUUGUGUUUUCAGAAGCAUACAGCCCUGAGUUCCCUACCGCUCACCACAGCCAUCACGCUCUCUCACACCAUGUGAUUGGGCGUGUGGUCCUUGAAGAAACGGGUAUUUGACAUGGGCUUAGGGCAUGUUCAGUUUUUAUUGAUGGUUUUCUUUUUUUAUUUUGCUGUUUUUGUUUUGUUUUGUUUUGGCUCUUUUGUAUACUAAAGCACCUGCUUUGCUAAGGUAAUCUGUCUUCGUGUUGAGUUGCUUUUUUCCCUGAUGUCCAUACUGUCCAUACGCCCUCUCAUGGUGACACUAUCUCACUGAAACUCUCAAUGCUUCUUGAGACCCUUACAUUUCCAUUCACAGACAGAGCCUAACUAUUCCUUAUACCAACCAAGCUAACUUCAUCUGUUUCGUGCUUUAGUGUGUGUGUGUGCGUGCGUGCGUGCGUGCGUGCGUGUGUGUGAAUGGGUGUUGGAUUUAAAAUGCUGUGUGCUGUAAUUGUGUGACUUUCCGGGUUUGAAAUUUCCUCCUGUAAAUUUGCUGGGGUGUUGCUGAACGAAUUGGUGUAGAGUGGAAAGAUGCAACUGUUGGAUUUCCCCCUUUCACAUAAUGAUCCCUGCCACGCACACGCGCGCACACACUCACACAAACACGCUGGCAUACACACACACACACACACACACACACACACACACACACACACACACACACACACACACACACACACACACACACACACACACACACACACACACACACACACACCUGUCCUGUCAUGCUUAGCAUCUGCAGUAUGCUGGUGUGGGGAGGGAUGACGGUGCAAAGGGUUCUGGCUAGGGAGGGUAGGGUUUUACUAGUUGGUUAGACCAACCAGUAUGUCAUUUUAAAAAGAAUCGCCAGAAGUUGUUUUCAAAUGGUUUAAUAAGUGGACAUUUUUCUUUUUCUUUUUUCUCUUUUUCCUUUUGUUUUUACACUUUGAAAAUGGCUUGAGGUUUUUUUUUUGCAUUUCUUUUACUGUAUGACUUUGAAUGAAUUGUAAGGAAGAACAAUAUUUUGUUUCCCCCAUGAAUGCUCUGAGCUUGUUUGUGUGUAGAAGAGCGUGCCCCCUGUAGAGGAGGUGCGCUGGCUGUCCCAUAGGCCAAGGGAGAAUAGUCUGCUGCUAUAGUGUGUGAAUGAUUGCUGCAUCUGACUGGUUUGGUGGGUUGAUUGAUUUGAUUUGUUUAUUGAUUAAUUAACUGAUGUUUUUUUUUUGCAUUGGUUACCUUAACCACCCUCCCUUUGUCCCCUCUCCCAUUCUUUGUGGAGUUUUUUGUCAGUGAAAAUGUUUGUAACUUAUUAAGAAAAUAUAAAAAAGGUAUUGUGGCUAAUUAUAGUAAUAAUGAUGAUGAUGAUAAUAAUAUUGCCCCACCCCCAACAAUACAAGAGAGCUCAAGUAAUGUUGGUAGUUAUGGCUUUUGCCUCAAAAAAAGGAUUUUUUUUCAGUAUCUAGAGUUUUGGGUAGAUCAUUGUAAAGAAAUGGUUGUAUGGAUAGCGCAUAUUUGGUGAGUGUACCCUUCAGUGUGUGGACACUAAAAUUUAGUUUUGUGAUUUGCUGCCCCCUCCAAGGCCCUGAGACUGACAAUCAUAUAUGAUGUUAAGCUAACCCCGGCUUCCCCUUGUGAGUCUGUUCUAUUUGGCUUCAACAGCGCAUGCUUUUUCUGACCCAUCCGGAAGAUUUUGAAUUGUGCUCCCAAAAUCCCACAGAAAAAAAACACAGUCUCUCUUUAUUAUUGAUUUUGUUUUUGCACAGCUGAUGCAAAAAAUGAGCAAAUGUCCUCAAAACAGUGUUUAAAACAAUGUGGCAUUUGGACAUCCUGCCCCUUUGCACACAUGUAAAUGAUGUACUAUAUGGCCAGGCCUCAUGUCUCUGUAUACUGACUUUUCUCACGUUGUUGUUGAAAAGAAAAUCCAUCGCCCGCCAAUCUGAUAUUUAGUAAUAACUUAGCAGUUUAAAAAAAAUGUAGAACUAAAGCCUUUAGUAUAAUAAUUGUGAUUAUGGCCCAGUCCUAUAUUUUACCCCCCAGUGUCACUGUGUGCAAAGGGAACCAAAAAAAAAGAGUGGAAAAACAUGCAUUGGUAGACCCCUGUCACCACACAUUAUGCCUAAGAAAAGCAGUGUUUUUACCUCUGUUUUGAGUGGAUGUGAGCGAUCUUUUUGUUCACAAUCAAGCUGCUCUAUAGAGAAGCCCUGGUCAUCUGUUGUGCACAUAAGCUAAGCUAUUUUUAUUAAAUGAUUAAUAUGUAUAUUUGUACUCAUUUAUAAAUAUGUACACAAAUGAAGUAAUCAAGGAAAAUCAGUCCUCCUCUUAACCCAUUCAGAUCCUCGUAAAACUGUUUUUUCUGUCUGUCAUUUUAAUAUUUUCAGACUGGAAAUAAACCUAUUUUAUUUGA
Messenger RNA from Engraulis encrasicolus (European anchovy), 5333 nucleotides. RefSeq names its product protein phosphatase, Mg2+/Mn2+ dependent, 1Aa (gene ppm1aa). The record is from RefSeq and is a predicted model, not a curated record. Gene Ontology annotation, cellular component: cytosol; nucleus. Bases 389 to 1669 code for a protein of 426 amino acids. The transcript has 6 exons. Lineage: Eukaryota; Metazoa; Chordata; Actinopteri; Clupeiformes; Engraulidae. Gene Ontology annotation, molecular function: protein serine/threonine phosphatase activity; manganese ion binding; magnesium ion binding. Gene Ontology annotation, biological process: positive regulation of canonical Wnt signaling pathway; peptidyl-threonine dephosphorylation; negative regulation of canonical NF-kappaB signal transduction.